ACAAAAUGUGGAAAAAGUGAAGCGCUGUUAAUAAUGUACGGAUGCCCUGUAUUUGAGGCACUUGGCCACUUACUCUUGAAGAAUAACGCUUCUGACUCGUUAUGGCCAACCACGUGUUGCAGCAAGUUCACAGUCCACAGGUGAAGCAACCCGGAAGAGACGGUGUCACGGAGCCGGGAAGGAUGGCGCUGCUGAGGGUGGGGACUCCAUUGUUGCACCUUCAGAGGAACAGUCUCAAUAAUGUCUACAUCCAAAGACUUGGAGUUAGAGGAAAACAAUCCUGUCCAAUCCAAGUGAGCCGUCUCGAUCAUUUGGUUCUUACAGUGAAAAGUGUGACAGACACCAUCAACUUCUACUCCUCGGUCCUUGGAAUGGAGGUUGUCAGUUUCAAGGGAACCCGUAAGGCCCUGGCCUUUGGGCAGCAGAGGUUUAACCUUCACCAGCUGGGUCAGGAGUUUGAGCCCAAAGCCAAGCAUCCAACUGCAGGCUCUGCAGAUCUGUGCCUCCUCACCAGAACCCCCCUGGCUACCGUAGCUGCACAUCUGAAGGUUUGUGGGGUGCAGAUCGAGGAAGGCCCGGUGGAAAGGAGCGGGGCCGUGGGAAACAUCACCUCUCUUUACUUUAGAGAUCCGGACCACAAUCUCAUCGAAGUGUCAAACUGUAAGCAGUCAACAUCACAGGACACUUCUUAAGUUUCUUGAAGUCAAUAUUACCCCAAAAUUAACAUACUUUUCCCUGUCGCCUGGCAACAUAGUUGUAGUUAUGACUCCACAAAGGUGUCAAAAAAUGCUGUUAGUCAUUGUCAUUAUGUAUUACUUUGUGAUCAACAAAUGACCCCUUUUCAUUAGAGGUAUAUUUGGUUUUCAUAUGAAAUAAAUAAAAGAUGAAUACAACAAUGGUUGUAAAUGAACCCUACAGAAUUAAAUACAUAUGUAAUAACAGAUACAUAACAUAACCCUGUCAAUGGAUCGGUUUCUUAUGUCUUAUUUAUUUUCAAUUUAUUUCCAUUUGUUGAGAAAAACAUGUGUGAAUCCCCCCCUCCUGAUUGUACACUUGUGUGAUUUUGUUUGAAACCAACUUGCGACGUUCUGCGUUGUCAUGGUUACCUAUCACUUUUUCGUCAGUCGGUUGCGCGCAAACAAUGAUGAUACUGAGCUAAAUGUGUAAGCAAAUAAAACGAGUGGCCCCGUGAAAGCAGAGUAUUAAAUGAUAGAUCAUGAAUUCCAAUGGUAAAUAUAGUCCUCGAAACUAUGUUGUAAAUGUGCAAGACCUUAGUCCUGAUUACUUUCUCCAUCAAUAUUUACUUAUGUUAAUAUUUAAUCUGAACA
Pungitius pungitius (ninespine stickleback) is the source of this 1328-nucleotide messenger RNA. It is a transcript of the gene glod5, whose product is annotated as glyoxalase domain containing 5. Lineage: Eukaryota; Metazoa; Chordata; Actinopteri; Perciformes; Gasterosteidae. The transcript has 4 exons. The record is from RefSeq and is a predicted model, not a curated record. Bases 102 to 692 code for a protein of 196 amino acids.